This is a messenger RNA of Alternaria rosae, 2628 nucleotides long. RefSeq names its product fungal-specific transcription factor domain-containing protein. Gene Ontology annotation, cellular component: nucleus. Gene Ontology annotation, molecular function: zinc ion binding; transcription cis-regulatory region binding; DNA-binding transcription factor activity, RNA polymerase II-specific. NCBI's taxonomy places the organism in Eukaryota, Fungi, Ascomycota, Dothideomycetes, Pleosporales, Pleosporaceae. The record is from RefSeq and is a predicted model, not a curated record. Bases 132 to 2453 code for a protein of 773 amino acids. The transcript has 5 exons. Gene Ontology annotation, biological process: positive regulation of transcription by RNA polymerase II.
CCGAAAGGCUACCCCAGCCUGCCGAGUUGGCUCCGUAUGGCAUGGUCUUAGCGUGGCGUACACCAGCCGCGUGAGCAUCAGCUUCAGUCAUCAUUAAACUAUCUAUGCUUUCUCUGUCAAUCUAAAACGCUAUGCCUCGACCAAAGAAACCCGGCGUCGAACCGAAAAGGAGAUCGCGAAAUGGUUGCUGGCCGUGUAAAGCUCGAAAAGUCAAAUGUGGAGAAGAAAAGCCGCGCUGUACCAAUUGCGAGCGCCAAGGGGAAACAUGCGACUACAGCAUACGACUUAACUGGGGAGGCCGCUCAAAGAAAGAAAAGACAGGUACUGGAUCUGAUGCUUCGAGUGCAGCGUCUGGUAGUCCGUACCAGUCCUCCUUCUCAUUUGAAGAGAACGUUUUUUCGUCUGCCCCCAACCAUCCGAUACGAUCACAACAUGCGCGAUCAACAUCUAGAACAUCUCCACCUAGAUCUACGCAUUCGAUUGAUCCGGCUUUGAUUCAAACAAAGCCGCAUGAUGCCACCCGUACUGAAGCGUUGGGUGGGGACCUCUACCUUCAAAACCAAACGUUCACGUCUGUUCCCUACGACCAAACACAGUAUCAGAGUACUGUCGACGCUAGGUCACAUCUCACAUAUAAUUCGGGUGCUUCCAAUUCCCGUGACGCUGGAUUCACCUAUGCAAACGCUACAAUGCCGCCGCCACUGCCGGGUUCGAUAGAUUCGAUGGCUAAACGGCAGCAGUAUGGCUUCUCUGCAGACUCGAGCGCACCAGCGUUCCCAGACACAAAUUCACCAAACGCACUUUCGCCAACGCCAUAUAGCCCCUACUCGGCCAUGCCGCUAACACCGAUUUCAAUUGGCUCGGAAGGAAACAUCACGCAAACAUCAUCAACACCGCAAAACUCAGCACAAACACCGCCAGAUCUCCGUCGUGUAUCUGUGCAGUCUCUCAUCAACGAUCUUCCAAGAAAGAGAUCACGCCCGUCCGGUGACGAGGUCGGACGUGGUCGACAAUACCCAAUUGCUGAUUCUGCUUCUACCACCUACGGAUACGACCUGGGUCUCCCUGACAUCGAUACUCCGAGGAAUGACGACUUCUCUGCUAUCGCCAUCUUCAGCCCACAAAGCAAUACCAUGGGAUUUAACGAUGAUACCCCGUAUGGUAGCGCUGAACCCCACGGCAAAGAUAUGGCCUUCGAAAGCGGGGGGUAUUAUGCAAAACCAGUUCCGAUCAGGAUUUCGAAGUCUCUAGAGCCGCUGCCGCCGCUGCUCAUAGAGAAUCAGAUGAAUCUCUUGUACUUCCAUCACUUCAUUAAUCACACAGCGCGGGUUCUCGUCAACCAUGACUGCGAGCGGAAUCCAUUUCGCGAAAUCUUACCAGAGAUGGCUGUACAAGACGAGAACAUAAUGAACCUUCUUCUCGCCUAUAGCGCCGCACACCGAGCACGUAUGCUCAAUCAUCCCGAGCCCUCAAAUCGCAUCGCCGUCUGGGUGCAAGACGUGUUCCCCAAGCUACGUGAAGCGCUCAACAAUGAUCCCAACACUGUAUCCGACAGUACUUUAGCAGCAGUGAUAAUGAUGGCGAGUCUGGAGGUUAUAUCUUCUGGAACGUUCGAGGUACCCGUAUCCUGGCAAAGCCAUCUAACCAUGGCACGCCAGAUGAUCAUCCAGCGCGGCGGACCAAAGGGCAUGGGACGCCAUGAUCGCGUGGCCUACUUCCUUUCGCGAUGGUUCGCGUACCUCGACGUUCUCGGCUCACUGAGUGGGAACAAGAACGACACACCCCUUGGUUCCUUCUACUGGUCUAGCAAAAAUGCUUCCGCGGACGAAGAUUUUGAGAUUGACUGUCUAAUGGGAUUUACAACAAGAUGUGUAGGAUCCUUGGCUCGCGUUUCUGAACUAGCGAAGCGCUGCGAACCGCAGCGCAUUGAUGAAGAAGGCAACGUGAGGGAGGGCUGGACUCCUAGCCCUGAGAUCGUAGAUGAAGCCGUUGAGCUUCGUCACGCAUUGGAGGAAGGCUUACUGGGCCGCAACAUCAGGAAAGGAUGCAACCACCGCUCGAGUACUUCCUCUGAGUCUGAAGGUGCAUGGGAUGCGACCGAGAUCUACGCGACAAACGAAUUAUUCCACUGGGCGGGUCUAAUCCACUUGUAUCGUCGCGUUCUCGGAAAACCCGUCAUGGACCACGAAGUUCAGCAAGCCGUGCGAGAGAUUGUGGGCCUACUGUACAAGAUCCGGAGAGGAAGCACAGCAGAGGCAUGUUUGAUCUUUCCCAUGUUUGCUGCUGGCUGCGAUGCGCAAGAUGAAGGACAGAGGGAGAAGAUCAUCGAGCGGCUGAGGAGUGUGGAGGGCUUCGGACUGAACCAUGUACCCAAAAUCAGUACGCUCAUGAAGAGCGUCUGGGAUACCGGCAAACCGUGGGAGUCGCUCGUCUCUGGCGAGUUCUUCGGUUGAGAAUACCUUUAUGAAGAUAUAUUGCAUUGCUAACUAGGGGUCCACGAAUCGAUGCAAUGACUAUGACAAGUCACCAACUAGCCCCAACGAGUGCUAGUAAUACUACAGUCAUGUCGAUCCCGUAUUUGUAAGUUGAGAGAGCAAAGAACCCGAGAGUACGACCAGUCGGUAGAUU